CUUGAUCCGUGCACUGAUCCCGCUUCUUACCUGAGCGACUGCCCCUUCCGCUCUUCCUCCACUCCGCUGCUGAGGGGGGUGGGUGCGGUUUGUUUUCGCAUUACCUGUCGAAAGAUUUUAUUCAACGAUGCCGGGAUAUUAAGAACAAUCUCAAAACCACUUCACAACUAUGAGCAGUCAGCCGCGCUCCAACCGGGGACACCGGGACAGAAACGGAGACGGUCGAUACUACAGGGACCAUGAGAAUAGACGCUCAUCACCAGACAGGUCUUCCUCUCAACCUCCCUAUUAUCCCAGAGAAGAUUCCCGCUCUUCUAAGAAUGGCCGGGAUGUCCCAAGAGUGGAGCACCGUGAAUCUGACUCCAAAUGCACCCACAUGUGCUCUAGGAGAGGCAUUGUCCUCAUCUGUGCUGUCCUGACCAAUGCCCUGGUCCUGAUAUGUGUGGUGGCAGCUCACAUGGUGACUUCAGGUAUGUCCGCUGCAGCUGGGAUGGGUGGUUUCAACAUCAACUCCAACUUCAACCUCCAGGGCACUGAGCUGCAAAAAGUGCGAGACCUGGACAUGCAGUACAGCCAGAUGAGGGCGCCAACCAUCUAUGGAGGCAUCUCUUUCAGUUUGACCUUUGGGGUCAUCAGCCUGCUUUUUGUAGUAUCUGGGAAUAAACCACCCCACUUAAUGUCCCGAAAGCUACUAGUUGGAGCACUAAUUUUCCAAGCUGUGGGAGCAGUACUCUACAUUGUCGCUGUUGGACUGUACUUACAUUUUAUUAUAAGGGUGAACUCAACAGAUGUGUGCCAGCAGCGAAAGAUAAUUUAUUCUCGAAAUGGGUACACCUGGAUGAAUUGUGAUGUGAGUGGGGCAGACGCAGCAGUGGCUCUGUUUGGGCUUAUAACGGCCAUCCUGUACAUAGCUGGGACAGUGCUCACAUUUAAGACAAUCAGAGCAGUCAAUUACUACCUGCAGGAGAGGAAAAGGAGGCAUGCAGACAGAAACGAGGCCCGCUCCCAGCCACACAGUGCUCCCCUCAGGGCUGCAACCUCGUCUGUGUAAGGGCAUAGUAUGAUAAUGUUUAAUUUUAAAUGUACCAAGGUUAUUCAUAAUUUAAUUUUUGUCACCUAUUGUGACCACACUGUACAUUUUCGUACUUUGAUUAUAUUUGUUAACAUUUUGUUAUGUAAUUUUUUACAAUUUUCUUUUUAUACUUAACUUUACAUUCAUGCCAAAAUGGUUAUUUGCAAAGGGUUGAUUUGAAGGUAAAUAAGACUUUUUUUUUAUUUGGAUUUUUUGUUUUGUUUCCUAACAUAAUAAAUGAUUAAAUGAUAUGAAUAAAAGUAA
Messenger RNA from Boleophthalmus pectinirostris (great blue-spotted mudskipper), 1336 nucleotides. RefSeq lists its product as uncharacterized. NCBI's taxonomy places the organism in Eukaryota, Metazoa, Chordata, Actinopteri, Gobiiformes, Gobiidae. The record is from RefSeq and is a predicted model, not a curated record. The coding region runs from base 170 to 1051 and encodes 293 amino acids. Gene Ontology annotation, cellular component: membrane. The transcript is spliced from 4 exons.